GCAGCCGGGUGCGCAGUUAGACCUAAGUCGCCUCUUGCUUGUUUGAAUUUGUUGCUGUCUGCUAGGGCCCACUCGAGCUCCGCCAGAAAAUGCAGAUCUUUGUGAAGACUUUGACCGGGAAAACCAUCACCCUAGAGGUGGAGCCCAGCGACACCAUUGAGAAUGUCAAGGCCAAGAUCCAGGACAAGGAAGGCAUUCCUCCCGACCAGCAGAGGCUGAUCUUUGCUGGCAAACAGCUGGAAGAUGGCCGCACUCUCUCAGAUUACAACAUCCAGAAGGAGUCCACCCUCCAUCUUGUCCUGCGUCUGAGGGGCGGCAUGCAGAUCUUUGUAAAGACCUUGACCGGGAAAACCAUCACCCUGGAGGUGGAGCCCAGUGACACCAUUGAGAAUGUCAAGGCCAAGAUCCAGGACAAGGAAGGCAUUCCUCCCGACCAGCAGAGGCUGAUCUUUGCUGGCAAACAGCUGGAAGAUGGCCGCACCCUCUCCGACUACAACAUCCAGAAGGAGUCCACCCUCCAUCUUGUCCUGCGUCUGAGGGGUGGGAUGCAGAUCUUUGUGAAGACCUUGACCGGGAAAACCAUCACCCUAGAGGUGGAACCCAGUGACACCAUUGAGAACGUCAAGGCCAAGAUCCAGGACAAGGAAGGCAUUCCUCCCGAUCAACAGAGGCUGAUCUUUGCCGGCAAACAGCUGGAAGAUGGCCGCACACUCUCCGACUACAACAUCCAGAAGGAGUCCACCCUCCAUCUUGUCCUGCGUCUGAGAGGUGGGAUGCAGAUCUUUGUGAAGACCUUGACUGGCAAAACCAUAACUCUUGAGGUGGAACCCAGUGACACCAUUGAGAAUGUCAAGGCCAAGAUCCAGGACAAGGAAGGCAUUCCUCCCGACCAGCAGAGGCUGAUCUUUGCUGGCAAACAGCUGGAAGAUGGCCGCACACUCUCAGACUACAACAUCCAGAAGGAGUCCACCCUCCAUCUUGUCCUGCGUCUGAGGGGCGGCAUGCAGAUCUUUGUAAAGACCUUGACCGGGAAAACCAUCACCCUAGAGGUGGAGCCCAGUGACACCAUUGAAAACGUCAAGGCCAAGAUCCAGGACAAGGAAGGCAUUCCUCCUGACCAGCAGAGGCUGAUCUUUGCCGGCAAACAGCUGGAAGAUGGCCGCACCCUCUCCGACUACAACAUCCAGAAGGAGUCCACCCUCCAUCUUGUCCUGCGUCUGAGGGGUGGGAUGCAGAUCUUUGUAAAGACCUUGACCGGGAAAACCAUCACCUUGGAGGUGGAGCCCAGUGACACCAUUGAGAACGUCAAGGCCAAGAUCCAGGACAAGGAAGGCAUUCCUCCCGACCAGCAGAGGCUGAUCUUUGCUGGCAAACAGCUGGAAGAUGGCCGCACACUCUCCGACUACAACAUCCAGAAGGAGUCCACCCUCCAUCUUGUCCUGCGUCUGAGAGGUGGGAUGCAGAUCUUUGUGAAGACCUUGACCGGGAAAACCAUCACCCUGGAGGUGGAACCCAGUGACACCAUUGAGAAUGUCAAGGCCAAGAUCCAGGACAAGGAAGGCAUUCCUCCUGACCAGCAGAGGCUGAUCUUUGCCGGCAAACAGCUGGAAGAUGGCCGCACGCUCUCCGACUACAACAUCCAGAAGGAGUCCACCCUCCACCUGGUCCUGCGUCUGAGGGGUGGGAUGCAGAUCUUUGUAAAGACCUUGACCGGGAAAACCAUCACCCUGGAGGUGGAACCCAGUGACACCAUUGAGAACGUCAAGGCCAAGAUCCAGGACAAGGAAGGCAUUCCUCCCGAUCAACAGAGGCUGAUCUUUGCUGGCAAACAGCUGGAAGAUGGCCGCACACUCUCCGACUACAACAUCCAGAAGGAGUCCACUCUCCACCUGGUCCUGCGUCUGAGAGGUGGGAUGCAGAUCUUUGUGAAGACCUUGACCGGGAAAACCAUCACCCUGGAGGUGGAACCCAGUGACACCAUUGAGAACGUCAAGGCCAAGAUCCAGGACAAGGAAGGCAUUCCUCCCGACCAGCAGAGGCUGAUCUUUGCUGGCAAACAGCUGGAAGAUGGCCGCACACUCUCCGACUACAACAUCCAGAAGGAGUCCACUCUCCACCUGGUCCUGCGUCUGAGAGGUGGGAUGCAGAUCUUUGUGAAGACCUUGACUGGCAAAACCAUAACUCUUGAGGUGGAACCCAGUGACACCAUUGAGAACGUCAAGGCCAAGAUCCAGGACAAGGAAGGCAUUCCUCCCGACCAGCAGAGGCUGAUCUUUGCUGGCAAACAGCUGGAAGAUGGCCGCACACUCUCCGACUACAACAUCCAGAAGGAGUCCACUCUCCACCUGGUCCUGCGUCUGAGGGGUGGUUUUUAAACUUUCUGCUUCGCUUACAACCUUUGAAGUAAACUUCACUGCACUUUGUUUCAAUAAAGCUGUUGGGAUUCCCGA
This is a messenger RNA of Protobothrops mucrosquamatus (brown spotted pit viper), 2450 nucleotides long. RefSeq names its product ubiquitin C (gene UBC). The transcript is spliced from 2 exons. Gene Ontology annotation, biological process: protein ubiquitination; modification-dependent protein catabolic process. Gene Ontology annotation, molecular function: ubiquitin protein ligase binding; protein tag activity. The record is from RefSeq and is a predicted model, not a curated record. Bases 90 to 2375 code for a protein of 761 amino acids. Lineage: Eukaryota; Metazoa; Chordata; Lepidosauria; Squamata; Viperidae. Gene Ontology annotation, cellular component: nucleus; cytoplasm.